UAAUAUAUAAAUUGUCUCAAUUCUAAAAUUCUAGGUGAUGCAAAACUUUUGUCCACAGCUGUACAGUCCUCUAUUAAAAUAUGCAGGUAAACAGUCAGUUUUUUACCUUUCUUUAAACAGGUGGUGGGUUUUUGUUUUUGUCACAUGCCUUUGGAUCACUUGUAAUGAAAGAUGCUAUAUAAAUGUUUUUUCUAUUUGCAUUAGUAGUAGCAGUAUUUGUAUGAUUACUGAAGACAACAGUGAGGAAACUUUGUGCUGUGGCGCACACUCUUAGUUGUGAGUUUACCUCUUAUUGGGUUGUACACUUUCAUUUUGAUCACGCAAAGCACUUGAUUCAAAGAAGCAUACUGGUUGAACAACAUCGAGAAUUUAUUUUUAUUACAAUAUGCGGUCGAUUGAAAUAACCGGUGAAUCUCUAAAGAGGUUUUCACUGUCCCAGUAACAUUGAUAUAUGUGUUUUACACCCUACUGAGAAACAAUAGCGGAAGCGUUUAUCACGCUGCUUCUAGUUCUGUUAGAACUCUUUCGUUCCUCCCAGUAAAUGUGCUUUUGCCCCACAGCUCAUUAACCUGUCAGUUGUAUUAUACUGUGAGUCAGGCUUGAGCUUUAUUUAAUAUUUUAGAAAGUCUUCAGGUAAGAAAUUCUUCAUGUUAGGGAAUUGUUAUUGUCUUCCACUCUGAUCGGGUAUAAUAAGAACUCGUACACAAUCUGACCUGGCUUUAAAUGGCGUUAUCAUAAGUAGGGCUUUAGUCACUGUAUGUAUAAUUGUAUCAUGUUAAUUUUCUAUCUAUGCAAUAAUUUAUAAUGCUUUUUUUUCCACAGGGCACCUUCUCAUACCCCACAGUGUUCAUAAACCAUCUGAAAAAUGUAAUAAAUGAAAAAAAAAAAAAAGUGAGCCGAACUGAGUCCUGAGAUGGAGCUCUGGUUCAGUUACCAAGGAGACCAGGGUGGGGUCUGCCCUGUCUCAAUAUGCUGGGGAAGGGCUCUGAUAAAAAAUGGCUUGGUCUUGUAUCAGGGUAACCCCGUCUGCUCUCAGCCUUACUGUUAUCAGCUUCAAAAAGAAAUGUCAGUUUCUAGAAAAACAUCAAGAAAAACAUUCUCGGAAUAAAAUUAGAUUCCCUUUUGAAGUUUUUUUUUUUUUUUUUUAACAUUAAUUGCCAGACUGUAAAGAAACUGCAGUGCGGUGCCCAGAGAUGCCAGCCCUGAACAGAAUGCCACAGCUGCCCACCACUCGCCCUACCAUUGAAACAGAGGCGGACGCUCAGUUCUUCUCCGAACACAUCAGUGUUUCCCUGCAGGACAUGGAGCUUUGGGACAAAUUCGGGAGCCUGGGUACGGAAAUGAUCAUCACCAAGUCUGGAAGGCGGAUGUUUCCAGCGUGUAAAAUCAGCGUGACUGGCCUAAAUCCCAAAGUGAAAUACCUGAUGAUGAUGGACAUGGUGCCCUAUGAUGACCAUAAGUACAAGUGGAGCCAGAAUAAAUGGGAAGUGAAUGGCAAGGCCGAGCCGCACCUUCCCAACCGACUGUUCAUCCACCCGGAGUCGCCAGCGCUAGGGGAGAAGUGGAUGCAGUACCCAGUCUCCUUCAACAAGCUGAAACUCACCAACAACACGCUCAACCAGAACGGACUGGUUAUUUUGCACUCCAUGCACAAAUACCAGCCCCGCCUCCACGUCGUCCAGGCCACCGAUCUGUACAGCCAGCAGUGGGGCCCUUACCUCAGGUUCACUUUCCCAGAAGCUGCAUUCAUUGGAGUCACCUCCUACCAGAACAAUGAGAUCACAAAACUCAAAAUUGAUAACAACCCGUUUGCCAAAGGCUUUCGUGAUUAUGGGUUGAACAGCAAAAGGCAACGGGAAACAAGAGCUCAGAAUUCCUGCAAAAGACCUUUAACAGAGGAUGAAGAGACCCCAGAAAGCAAAGCUGGACCAAGGCACUGGGAGAGUGUUAAGGGUCAGCUAACUCCUCAGACAGAUUUUGUAGUCUCAAAUACACAAGAGGAACCUGACAACACAGGAACCAACCCCUUCAUCGCUGCCUUCAUGAACAGAAGCCCCAGUGAGGCUGCAUGUGGUUUGGCAGAAUGGAUAGACAAGGAAAUUCAGGACCCAUCUCCUGAUAGUCCCAACCUGCUUCCAGUCAGUGCUGGUCAUUACGAAGCAGCUAAACCAACCCCUCUCCAGAGUCUAGAAGAAGCCAUGUCCAGGAUCUCUCCAAGCUUCACCUCUGAGCAAACCGUAUCUGGAGCCUCAUCAGGUGGUCUCCUGCCUCUCCCGCGAAGCAUCGGGUCUCACAAAACCAGAACGAACGAUCCGCAGGCCACAGCAAGCAGCUUCCCUCUGGUUUCUGAGCCCGCCACUGAACCCAAGAAAGACCAUCACCAGCUGGCCCAAUCAUCAGAAAUCCACCACCCCCACCCUCCCAAGAUCAGCAGGGUGAAUCUAUCGGAAAGCACCCUGCAGUCUCUGGAAAGUCUUUGCCCCAGGCCGGCAGAGACGGCCAGCUGUGCUCGACCGCUGCAGGACAUUUUAAACAAGAUCCAAGACAGAGCCGAUUCCACCACAGCCAGCACAGGAAAGUUAUUCCAAAAUCAAGGGAUCUGGCCCUCCGUCGGUAAGGAUUACCCACUGCCUGCUUUUCACCAGGACAGCAACACGGCAGUUUGGAACCCAUCUGGAUUCCUGGGGUAUCUGAGCAUGAGGGCAGGGGGUGCUGGUAACCUCACUGUUGGCAUGGACUCUAAACCUGGCAUCACUGGCCAGGACUAUCUCUAUAAAGCACCACACUUGGACAUGUAUUCGAAUUUGUAUCCUGGGAACUAAGUAUUGAGAUCGCUAGUCAUCCUCACUGUCAACCCCAAAAUAAACCAGACAUCCUACAAACUCCUGUCUGGGCAUUGUGGUUUGACAAUAGUGUGUUUAAAAGGUGUAUAUAUUUGACAUGUUGUAUUUUCUUGUUUGUAAGCUGUUUUUCAAAUGUUUGUAAUACUUUUACCUUUUUUUUUUUUUUUAAUUGUAUACUUCUUAGAUUAAAGUCUUCAUAAAUUCAUAAGCCAUGCUGCGUUUACACAAAUGGUCCCAACUUAGCACAAAGAGUGGUGAAUGCUUUGGUUAUAUGACUGAUAUGAACCGUGCCCGAUAUGCUGAUCAAACUUUCAAUACGGGCAAUCGUUUUCAUAGCAUUCCAAAAUAAUUGUGUAAUUUAAAACUGCAGUGGGUUCUAUUCAUAAAAGUUUAAGGACUGCUUUUGUCUAAUAUUAAAAGGUCACAACAGCAUUUUGAAUUAAAUACAAAUUUAGACCAAGCUAGUUUCUAGGUGGUUAUUGUUGAAGGUAUUUAUUUAUUUUUUUGUUACAAUAGUUUCUUUCAGAAAAUUUGCACCAACAUUAAAAUAAGACCCACAGUAUGCCUUGUAGUUGGCAUGGAUCAAAGAUGAAAGGAAAGAGCUGAAUAGGUUUGGGACACUUCUUUAGGUGUUAGGCAAACUGUUUACAGCCAUCCCAAUUAAGCCCAGCGACACCAGCAUGUCUGUGUGUAAGAUCUCAUAGAAGUAGGGAGGACACAGCAGUGACAAGAGUAAUUACUGGAGGUGAAAUCUUGCACUUGUGCGCUCCGGAGCCAGUAUACUCCCUAUCCUUUGAAGGUUAGAAACAGAACUGUUUUAUUGAGCAUUCUGGAACAUGCCAAGCAACUAAUCCCCUGCCAAAAUGUGUAACAAUUCUAGAAAGCUUGUAACUGGGCACAAACAUGACAAAUAUAGGGUUGUUCCUAAAUUGUACUGGUUACCCACAGCCCCAAAGUGCACUAACCAACCUUGUUGAGAAUUUGAAACUUUAGGACAAAAUAGCCUUGGAAAACAAAGUACAAUUUAAAUUCUCAACAGAGUGGAAUGAAAGUCACUAUGAAAGUGUUUCAGGAGCACGUUCAGCCCACACCACCUUCCAGUACAGUUAACUGAUAUUCUGAAGAGGGAAACACCACCAGCAUUUUGUUUAAGCAAAACGUGUAAAUUAGCCGUUAGCGCUGGAAUGACGAAAGGUAUAGCAAACGGGACAGGCUUUUCAACAAGCCAUAAUUAGCAUAUACAGGAGACAAAAGCAGCCCUGUUGUACUGUUAUAUGCAAAGAGUUGGCAUGCUGCCUGUUCCACAACCUUACCCUUCUUAGUCUGCAGUAUAGUAGAUGCUGCUGGAAUCAAUACUGUGAUGUGUGGUGGAAGAAACCUGUACAAAACAUGGGCCUGCAAGUUGAUGCACACAACACUAGUAAUGUACUUUAAACUCUGAAACGGCGCUUCUUGUCAUCAGUUAUCAGAGUGGUUAAAAAAAAUUCAAAAUAUGUUUUUACACCACUAAUGUUCAACCGUGUAAGAAUCGUAUUUCGCAAAAAAAAAAAAAAAAAUAGUAAUAAUUCUGCAUAAACAGACUCAGAAGGUGGUAACAGAACAUUUAUUCUAUUUAUGUGUAUAACAUUCCAAUAUGGUCAGCGUAACAACUACAAAUCAAGCAUGAAUAACACAAGGAGGCACAUGCAAAUAAAUUUACUUGCAGUAGAAUGACGACUUGAGUACGUAACAGUCUUCUCUAUAGGGUUCACUUUACUGAUACACAUUUAGUAUUACCUCAGUGCGCAAAGCAGACAGAAACUCCUUUCUAUGCCUAACUGUUUAAAAAAACAAAGUGAUUGACAAAACACACUGAUGGUCUUACCCCACAUCCUUCAGCUCCUAUAUUGAAAAGCGCACUCCUUCUGGCAAGCAUGAAUCUCUAAAUACCACACUCAGCAUCGAAGCAACGGCGCUGUCCAGGUUGUGUUCCUAAUAUAUUUUGGAGAGUUUUUGGCACUAAUAUGGAGGCAAAGUCAACCAAGUGCACAAUCAAAAUAAAAAUGAGUGAGGCAGCAAUGCAAAAAGCUAACAUUUAGAAAGGGUCUUUAAAAUAAAGCACCCACACAGACUAAUAACAUUUUGCGUGGGCCGCUCACUUCAACAGGGCCGCAUCGCCUUUCUCAAUUCACUUUUGAUAAAAGCUUGUAAAAAGCAUAUUUUCUGCAAAUCAGAUGAAAAACAAAAAAAAAAUAAAUAAAAUGGUGACACCAAUUCAUAAGGCGAACUGCAAUAAAAUAAUUUUAGCCAUCGAUUUAAAAAAAAAA
Molecule: messenger RNA, 5149 nt
Organism: Polyodon spathula (Mississippi paddlefish)
Lineage: Eukaryota; Metazoa; Chordata; Actinopteri; Acipenseriformes; Polyodontidae
Gene: tbx16l
Product: T-box transcription factor 16, like
Exons: 9
Coding region: 1194-2822 (542 amino acids)
Biological process (GO): cell fate specification; vasculogenesis; regulation of transcription by RNA polymerase II
Cellular component (GO): nucleus
Molecular function (GO): RNA polymerase II cis-regulatory region sequence-specific DNA binding; DNA-binding transcription factor activity, RNA polymerase II-specific
Source: RefSeq, a predicted model, not a curated record